Erigeron canadensis is the source of this 1539-nucleotide messenger RNA. Its product is annotated as ACT domain-containing protein ACR2. The record is from RefSeq and is a predicted model, not a curated record. The coding region runs from base 19 to 1461 and encodes 480 amino acids. NCBI's taxonomy places the organism in Eukaryota, Viridiplantae, Streptophyta, Magnoliopsida, Asterales, Asteraceae. The transcript is spliced from 8 exons.
AGGUGCAUACUUUGCAGCAUGAGCAGAACUUUUUCACCCUACUUUGAUCCCGAAUUUGAAUCCCUCUCAGAAAGGAUAAACGGCCCAUCUUGCAGAGUGACCUUUGACAAUGAAAGCAUAGAUGAUUAUACCAUUGUGAAGAUAGAUUGUGUAAAGAAGCAAGACCAACUUCUGGAAGUAGUGCAGGUUUUGACAGAAGUCAACCUAACUAUCACAAAAGGCUAUAUAUCUUCUGAUGCUGGGUGGUUCAUGGAUGUAUUCCAUGUUAAAGAUGAGAAUGGUAGGAAAGUCUCCGAUCAGAGAGUAAUCAACUACAUUCAACAGGCUAUGGGUUCAAAACGAGUAGCUGCGUCAAAGAUCACAGGUCAGACAAGUAAAGCUCAUGACACUGAUUUUCAUGGAGAGCCGACAGCUAUCGAAAUGACUGGUACAGACAGGCCAGGCCUAUUUUCUGAGAUAUCGGCAGCUCUAGCAGAUCUCCAUUGCAACAUUGUCGAAGCCCAUGCAUGGAGCCAUAAUGCCCGUUUGGCAUGUGUUGCCUAUAUCUCAGAUCAAUCCUCUGAUACACGCCUUGGUGACCAUCGUCUUGCUGCAAUUGAGCACCACCUGAACACCAUUUUGCAUGCCUCUAACACACCGGAAAACGCUAGCUCAGAUAUCCCACAACACAAGGAUGUCAAGUUCACUGGUCUUAUAUGCACAGGAGGUAGCGAAGGCACCAUGACCACUGUGGAAAGGCGGCUGCAUCAACUCUUGCUAUCAGUUCAGGACUUUGAUGUGCCAUCUCAACGGCCAGUCUGCCCUCCUGGCACCUCACGGGGACAGGAUUCAAAAGGCAAGAAAAAGGCAGAAAAGGCGAGUGUAUUGAUAGAAAAUUGUACUGAAAAGGGAUAUUCGAUUGUUAGUGUGAAAUGCAGGGACAGGAGAAGGCUUAUGUUUGAUACAGUUUGCACACUUGCAGACAUGCAAUAUGUGAUCUCCCAUGCUUCUGUUGAUUCUCGUGGAGGCCAUGCCUUUCAGGAAUAUUUUGUAAGAAAGAUUGACGGGGGUGCAUUGCGCACAGAGAGUGAGAAGAAGCAUGCUAUGAAAUGCCUAGAGGCUGCUGUGGAACGCCGUGUAUGUGAGGGAACCAGGAUAGAACUAUGUGCAAAUAACAGGGUAGGUUUGUUAUCAGACAUAACUCGAGUUCUUCGGGAGAAAGGGCUGGUAGUACUGAGAGCAGAUGUUGCGACAAAACUGGAUCAAAGUGUGAAUAUUACAUUCUACGUGAGCGAUGUAGUCGGAAACAAUGUGGAUAUGGAGAUGGUGAAAUCCAUGAAGAGAGAGAUGGGUUUAAUAGAUCUAGCAGUGAAGAAUGAGAGAGUUGUGAAGCCAAACUCGCCACCUGCUGUGAAGCCCCAAUUUUCCAUCGGAGAUAUCUUCAAGUCUCAGAUUGAGAGGCUUUCACAUAUAGUCUUGUGACUUGUAUGUAAAAUAACUUGCUUCUUUAGGGUUUUGUUCUGGAUUUGCCGAUUCUGUACAUAAAUUAUAACAAGGUUA